CAGGGCGGAAUCCAAAAGCAGAAUUACCCGGUGCGUCCAGAGCGCAAAGAGGCUCAUCCUUUGAUGCACUUCUCAACUGAUCACUCCGUCUAUCCCGUCUAUUCUUUCCAAUCUUUCCUAACUAUUUUCUCAAUCCUUAAUCCUUACCUCUGGGCACGGCUGGGCAACAAGUCUCCCGUGUAGCCCGUGGCAUUAAUUCUUAAAAAGACUUUUUACUUUUGUUUUUUUCCACUUUUGUUUAUUCUUUUACUCUUCCCCUUCCCUUCUCCCUUUUCCACUUUUACAUUUUCGUUUCUUAAGGGAUUGAGGGAUUACGCACCGCGCCAUAUCCAUAUCCAUUCUCCCUUCGUAUUUCCGACGACCUCUCUUCGGUCCUCCCGGUCUUACUUUGACGACUCUGCAGCUGGUCUGAAUAACGCUGGGAUUUCUUGACGAAAUCAAACGAAGAUAAUACCGUGCCUAUCGUGCUAUUGUGCCUUUAGACUAAUCAAGGAAUUCUUUCGGUCAUACGAUCGAGCAAUUCUACCGCUAGCAUCCGUCAACUGUAAGAGUCAACAACCAGGAUAUAUACCAUCUUAUUCAUCGAAUAUGUUGGAAAAUAUGGAUUGGACGUCGACAAAUCCAACUUCCUUUCGGGCCAAUAAUCCUGGAAUGGACUGGGCGCCCGAACCGACAGCGUUCUCCAUACUUAAGAAGCCUCACGAUUCGCAUCCUUCCAUUGACCACUUAAUAUUAUUGGUCUUCGAGGCCGUACUGGAAGUCGUCUGUGUUAGCUUACCUGGAUAUAUCAUCGCAAGGCUAGGACAUUUCGAUGCCGACAAGCAGAAGUUCUUGGCGAAUCUAAAUGUUAUGCUGUUUACGCCAUGCCUAAUCUUCACGAAAUUGGCGUCGCAACUUAAUGCCGACAAGUUGAUCGAUCUUGCAGUGAUACCUUUCAUAUUCGUCAUACAGACCGCCGUGUCGUAUGUGGUAUCCGUCGGUGUAUCCAAGGCAUUCCGGUUUGGCAAACGUCCGGCAAACUUCGUAACGGCGAUGGGUGUGUUUGGAAACUCCAACUCGUUACCUAUCUCAUUGGUUAUCUCACUAUCGCAAACUUUGAAGGGACUCCAUUGGGAUAGGAUACCGGGCGAUAAUGAUGACGAAGUGGCCGCACGCGGCAUCUUGUACCUCUUAAUCUUCCAGCAGCUUGGACAAUUGGUUAGGUGGAGCUGGGGAUAUCACGUCUUGUUGGCGCCUAAGAGUCGAUACGAGGAGUACCAGAAUGAAACAAUCGAGGAAGGAAGGUAUCGGGAUAAUCUCUCCCAAGAGGCCUUGAUACCAGGUUUAGAUGGAAAUGUCACGGCGGAAAACGACUCGGCAAGCUCGGACGAAUCAGAUGCAUACGAACCGGCCGGUAGAACUCCAGUAGCUGGCACGUCGGUAGCUGGCACGUCGAUAGCAUCGCCCGACGACUCGGACGACGAUGCAAGUACACGGAGACGCUUUGGGAAGAAGCAAGGCAACGGUGCCAACGGCGUCAGCGGACAGUAUGUAACGGCCGGGCCCGGCGAUAUCAUGGCAUUCCCCCGUAUGCACGAUAUAAACGAUCCGGAUAUUCCGAGCGGAGUCCAAGGUUAUUACGUUCGCGCAAAGCUUGGUAUUAAGAGGGCCGCUGCAUCCACCGAACAGCAUGUCAUCGAAUUCUUCAAGCGUACGUUCCAGCGUUUACCUCGCCCAAUUCAGACUGCCUUGACCGGGAUGUGGAGAGGAUGGUUACGCGUGUAUAACUUCCUGUGGGAGUUCAUGAACCCGCCGCUAUGGGCUAUGCUUUGCGCUAUCGUUGUAGCUUCGGUGCCAGAUCUACAGCGACUUUUCUUCCAGGAGGGAACGUUUGUCAACAACAGUGUGACCAGGGCCGUAUCGCAAAGCGGUGGUGUCGCGGUGCCUCUCAUUCUCGUGGUGUUAGGUGCUAACCUAGCCCGGAACACGCAAAACCACACUACUAGAGAUCCGGAGGAGGAGCAAAUCGGGAAGAAACUUCUCGUGGCCUCGCUCAUCAGUCGUAUGCUGCUCCCUACCCUCAUCAUGGCCCCCGUUCUAGCACUUUUCGCCAAAUAUGUCCCGGUUAGCAUCCUUGACGAUCCGAUAUUCGUUAUCGUCUGUUUUCUCCUCACGGGUGCGCCGAGUGCUUUACAAUUGGCACAAAUCUGUCAGAUCAACGAAGUGUACGAAGGAGUCAUGUCUAAGAUCUUGUUCCAGAGCUAUGUCAUCUGGUAAGUUGUUUAUUAUCCGUUACGCUGUCUGAAUUAAUACUAAUCGCUUCUAGGAUCCUUCCUUCGACGCUGGUGCUUGUCAUGAUGGCACUCGAAACGGUUGAAUGGGCUAGAUAAUGUGCGGAGUGAUCGAAACUUGACUCACGCUUGUAUUUGUACGAAAUUAUGUGCGAAGUGCGAAGUGCGAACAAAAGGGGUAUCGUUACGAAAAACUUGAUAAAACAUAAAUAAGCACUGGGGCAAGGAAGGGUACGAAAGCCAAGGUGUUAGCAAUUUGCCUCUAUUAGAGAGAGCAUGCACUCCAUGGCCCAGCAGAACGGGAUUGGCUCUAAUGCGGCAGCGCCGGUGUCUAAUGCGGUGACGAGCCACUUAGUGGAAACCACGAUGCCAGCAACGAGGACCGUUCUGUAUACUACCUGGUUUAUUGAUAGGUUCAUGGAAUAGUUAACUCGGUGAAUUCCGAGUUAGUCCUAUAGGAGUAUAUAAUUUGAGCCACCUUCUCCAUGAAA
Annulohypoxylon truncatum is the source of this 2761-nucleotide messenger RNA. Its product is annotated as auxin efflux carrier. Bases 589 to 2256 code for a protein of 555 amino acids. Lineage: Eukaryota; Fungi; Ascomycota; Sordariomycetes; Xylariales; Hypoxylaceae. The record is from RefSeq and is a predicted model, not a curated record. Gene Ontology annotation, cellular component: membrane; endoplasmic reticulum. The transcript is spliced from 2 exons. Gene Ontology annotation, biological process: transmembrane transport.